AUGAGGAAAUUCAAUCUACCGGUAGGAUUGCUGUGCCUCCUUCUUCUUAAAGGGUCCCGAGCCUUUCUCCCUAACAAUGGGUUUCGAAGGACAAUCACUAGUGAAACAAGAGAGGCUCCUAAAAUCUACAGUGACCAAAAAAUUUCCCUAACAUCAUUGAAUCUGGCCGUCGAUCUUGCUUCGAGUUCUGAGCUGUUGUCGUCCUUAAGCUUGAACAUUGAUCGUGAGCAGGCUGAAGCUCUGGCGGGUCCUUUCUUUGGCGCAAGUCUUUUUCCAUAUUUGGCGUUUCUGUAUUUUUUGAAUGUGAAGGAAAACAACUGUCCGAAAGGUGUGACUGUAGGCUUUGCUACUUGCCUCCUCUUUGUGUUCUUGACCAUCCCGGCAGCGAUUACGGCUCAGGUCCUGUAUGGAGUUUCCCUAGCAGAUUCAGAUUGGCUACAUGGAUCUGCCGAGUCUCUAUUGACGAUUACUAAUUUGGUCACUGUCAUUGCCUUUCGACAAGCUCUUGAAGCCAAGGAGAAGAAUCUUCCAAUGCCACAAAGUGCGACCAGUUGGGGACCCAUGACAUCACUCAUGCUUGGUCUCACCGGAGUUGCAAUUGUCACUGCGGUUGUUCCUGCUGUCCUGGGUCCCACCGUUCACACCCCUUAUCUAGCCGGCUUCAUGGAUCUGCCGCUUUCCCUUGACGGAUUUGGAGCGAACCCUGAACCAGAGAACGCACUCACUAUUGCAACUUGGAUCAUUCAUGUAUCCAGUCUCGUAGAGUUCCUUGUAGCUAUGGGAUUUGCUUGGCGAUGGGCUGACAUUGUCGACAAUCCGACAUGGAAAGGUCUUACAUGGGGUUUGUUGCCAUUGCACAGUUCUGGUAUUACUGCAUGCACAUAUCAUCUUUUCUUCAAUCGCAUUCCCGUGUUGGUACCACUGCAGGCCCUACUGACAUGUGUGGGUAAUACAACAGCUGCAAUUGCCACCUAUCGAAUUGCUCGCUCAAAUGGGUGGCAGCCAGACGUAGACGAAAGAAUACAGAAUACGGUGAUCCCAUUGUUGGAUAAACUCACUAAAAGUCGUACUGGAGAAUUUCAAACAAAAAUUGUUGAGUCAGACUCAUUGGUUGGUUUUGAAGAUUUGGGCGCAGCAUUGGCAGGGGAUAACGAUUAUACCUUCCUAAUCAAGCUUUUUGGAGGAUGUGCUGCAGCUUCCUAUGCCAUCAAGUAUGGGGAGUUGUACUUUGAUUUUCCAUACGAAGCAAAUGUGUACUUAGGGUUCGCAGUGAUUGGUGUCCCAUCGGCACUGAACGCCUUCAAGUGGUACAAACGAUCGCAAGAUCCAACGUUUGAAGGAUGGUUUUAA
Molecule: messenger RNA, 1350 nt
Organism: Cylindrotheca closterium
Lineage: Eukaryota; Bacillariophyta; Bacillariophyceae; Bacillariales; Bacillariaceae
Source: the annotation of a GenBank genome assembly